Messenger RNA from Cuscuta campestris, 1976 nucleotides. The record is from the annotation of a GenBank genome assembly. Lineage: Eukaryota; Viridiplantae; Streptophyta; Magnoliopsida; Solanales; Convolvulaceae.
GGACCAUGAAACAACAAGAUUAUCACCCAAAAAUACACAAUAGCCAAAUGUGUGGAGGGACUAGUGUCUGGACAUUCAGCGAAUCAGCAUAGCAUCCGAAUAGGCGUGCAAGGCGGUGAAGCUAGCACGGCUAGUGUUCGACAAAAAGCCUCAAUGGCGAAACCGGCACAGCUGUCGAAGAUAUCGCUCGCCUUCCUCCGCCUCACGAGUCCAGCCUCUAUCUCCAUGCUAUCCUCCGUCUCCGUUCACUCGAAGCCGAGAACCGUGGCGGCGCUCAAGCGUUUCUCCACAACCUCCACCCCGUACCCACUCCAAUACGAGAUGAUCGUGUCUCGCCCGGUUGACCCCAUGCGCCUCCGUGGUCGCCGCCGUAACCCACAACACCCCAUCACAAAUUCCAAAACCACGGAUUCUCCCGACCCCGAUUCGGAACAUGGAUUCGAUAAUUGGGUCGAAAGGAAAUUGGCUUCAAAUUCUUCUUCUUCUUCUUCAUCAAGGAGUGAGAUGGGAAUGGAUAAGGCUAAAAGGAAGUAUUACAACAAGAGGAGGAAAAGGAUGUUCGGGUCGGACUCGGAAGACGAGGGUGAUCGCAGGGAUGGUAGUGAAUUUGUGGAGCUGAAGCAGGAAGUUGUUGAGAUGCGUACAUUGCACAAGAAAGAGGAGGAGUUGUAUUUCUAUGAUGCAUUUACUUAUCCUUGGGAGAAGGACAAGCAUUAUAAGAUGGUUUAUCAAUUGGAGAAGAAGUUUUUUCCUGAUCAGUGUUUCGAUAAGGCUUUUCUUGAGCCAGGUCAGUCCAAUGAGAAGAUUACUACAAGGAAGGGGAAAAUGAGAGCCGGAGAGACAGAAGAUGGUAAAGGGGAAAGUGUGGGUAGCCAAGAAGACAAAGGAUUGGUGUUUUUUGAGACUGAUGAAGUGGGAAAUGAAAACACAGAGGGUGUCUGUAAGAAGGGUGUGAAAGUGGAUGUUUCAGAGAAGAAAGUUGAGGAGUUCUUUAAGUGCUUGAAGAAAGUCCCGAAUCACCCAGACACCGGGGUUUCCGGGGUUUCUAGUGCAGAGCCCUUCCUUUCUUCAAGGAGUAGAGGGCUUCCUCCAAAGUGGGAUAGCCCUGCUGGGACUGUUGUUUUAGUGAACAAGCCAAAAGGUUGGACUUCAUUUACGGUUUGUGGAAAGUUGCGCCGCCUAACCAAAGUGAAAAAGGUAGGACAUGCCGGGACCCUUGAUCCUAUGGCAACUGGUUUAUUGAUUGUAUGCAUUGGUAAAGCUACAAAGCUGGUUGAUAGAUACCAGGGUAUGAUCAAGGGCUACAGUGGAACUUUUCGUCUAGGAGAAGCCACCUCUACUUGGGAUGCAGAUUCCCCGGUUAUUCAACGUGAGCCAUGGGAGCACAUCAAGAACGAGGAUCUAAGGAAGGCUAUUGCAUCCCUUUCUGGGGAGAUAUGGCAAGUCCCUCCUAUGUUUUCAGCCAUCAAAGUUGGUGGUGAAAGGAUGUAUGAUAAAGCAAGAAGGGGCGAAAGCAUCGAACUUUCCCCAAGGAGGGUAUCGAUAUUCCAGUUUGACAUUGAGCGGAGUUUAGAGGACAGACAAAAUGUGAUUUUUCGGGUAGUAUGUUCAAAAGGGACAUAUAUUCGGUCACUUUGUGCGGAUUUUGGGAAGGCUCUGGGCAGUUGUGCUCACUUGUCAGCUUUACGGAGAGAUUCAAUUGGAGAAUACAAAGCCGAUGAUGCUUGGGAUUUUCAAGAAUUGGAAGAAGCGAUAACUAAAGGAUACAUGUAGACUAAUCUAUUCAGUUUCCCAAGGAACUCUUUUACUAUAGGAGCCUAGAAGGGGACCAAGGUGCAAGUGGAGAAGACCCGAAUUUUUUUAGCCUAAAUAUCGUUACGAAGUAGAGUAGCCGCUUUCUUUCUUCAUUUUUUCCAUUCAAGGGUGUCCCUUGGCCUUGUUCUUGGAGUAAAAUCCAAUAAUUUACCAUGGUAUUC